This is a messenger RNA of Mytilinidion resinicola, 1545 nucleotides long. RefSeq lists its product as uncharacterized. Bases 1 to 1545 code for a protein of 514 amino acids. The transcript has a single exon. The record is from RefSeq and is a predicted model, not a curated record. Lineage: Eukaryota; Fungi; Ascomycota; Dothideomycetes; Mytilinidiales; Mytilinidiaceae.
AUGUCACUCGUCGUCAAAGAACUUCCAGAAGGUCCUUCUUCGAACCCAGCCACCACAACUCGCAAAGUACAUAUCCUGGAUUUGGCUACCGAAUUGAUUCAAGGCGUAUGCGAAUGCCUGGACCUUGAGAGCUUGAAGGCUGUUCGACAGACCUGUAAAGAACUGCGGGACAAGUCGCUGCAUCACUUCGGGACUGCCUACUUCCGGGCUCUUCGUACCAUCGUCUCACUCCGGGCUCUGAAGAAUCUCGUCGCAAUAUCCCAAGAUCUCAACAGCUAUGUUCAAUAUCUCUCAAUCGUUUCCCAGCCUAUGAACUUCAGCCACCUAUACUGGCAAAUCGAAUCCACUGACCUCGAUUCUGAUGAUUCUGAUGAUUCCAACAUACACGACGAUGACCUCGUAAUCAGCGACGAAGUCAGGGCCUUUUUCUAUCUCCUUGAUCAGCAAAAGCUUAUGAGGGAAGCUGGUUCCGAUGUCCGCCUUUUCGUCAAGGCCUUCAAGAACUUUGGAAAUCUCAAGAUCGUACAGCUAUGUCACCUCUUCUCAGAGGACGGGGUCAGUGAUCCUAACUUUCCGACCAUCAGGAAGAUCAACUUGCUGCGGCGACAAUGGGCAUCGGAAGACUUUGACCAAUAUCACCGCCCUAAGGCACAUCUUAUUGCUCCCGUCAAGAGAAAACUUAGAGCUGAAGCAGCUUUGGAUAGAACGGAAUUUGAAAUGGACCGUCCAUCAGGGUUAUCGCUGUACCCUUUGAACGAAGUGGUCGUGAAGGCAUUCGAGAAGAGCGGCCGCCAGGCCAUUCAAUUUGACGUUACAGUCACAUUCUCGUCCCCGUACGAGGGCCCGUUCGAUUUCUACUCUUACAGACGCUCCAUUGACAAUUGGAAUACUGAACCAUUCAGUCGCGCCACCACAGCUUGGAGAAAAAUAGCGGAGCGGCACCUCCGCAGUCUGGUGGUUCAUGGGGAGUGCGAAAAAACUUUUGGGACCGACAAAUAUUGGACAGCCGACCUACUCAGAGGGUUGUCUGUAUCAGAACGACUUGAAGAACUCAGGUUUUCACAUCUAGGCCAUGAAAAGAAUGUUAAUCUAGAUUUAUCCGCCUUCAAUUGGCAUUCUCUAAAGCACUUGAGCAUCAAUCAAACUAUCUUCAGUGGCAGUGGGGAGCUUCGUGGCUUUCUCUCAAAGGCAGGAGCAACUCUAGAAGACAUCAGCCUACAUGACGUCUUUCUCCGCGACCAAAGGGACCCUUGGAUUCCAAUUCUUGAGGGUCUGGAACGGAUGCCUCGCCUUUGUUUCGUGCAUCUGCGGAACCUAUACCAGAACCGCAUCGCAAUGCCGCAGCCAAACACUGGGCAACGCCAUCUAGUGCUUCGACGCGAAGGGAUAUCACCCGGUCUGAAACAUGCCGUCUCUAGGCUAAAACUAGGUCCCCUUAGCGGAGCUGAGACUUUGGGAUUGUUCUCUAAGCAUGCUACUGGUAUGGUAGCGGUCAUCUUCGAGAUCGAAAGCGAUGACAAGGAGGCAGAAAGCUCUAGACAUUGA